Messenger RNA from Gossypium raimondii (Peruvian cotton), 908 nucleotides. Its product is annotated as valine--tRNA ligase, chloroplastic/mitochondrial 2. Bases 1 to 648 code for a protein of 215 amino acids. The transcript is spliced from 5 exons. Gene Ontology annotation, molecular function: valine-tRNA ligase activity; ATP binding. Lineage: Eukaryota; Viridiplantae; Streptophyta; Magnoliopsida; Malvales; Malvaceae. Gene Ontology annotation, cellular component: cytosol. The record is from RefSeq and is a predicted model, not a curated record. Gene Ontology annotation, biological process: valyl-tRNA aminoacylation.
AUGUCCAUUUUGGGUACUAAGGCUUCUUGUAUCUCUUUCAAGGAUUCUACUUCUGUAGUUAUUUUUGUGUUAUAUGUAGUCUUUAUAUCUGCAACCCAUGCUUGGGAUUUAUGUUUUUUUUUGCAUGGGUAUAUUGAAGCCAGUAAAGCUCGCAUUUACCACUCUGGAGAUGAUUCAGUUGCUUUAGUAGCUCAGACAGUUCUACUCUACGUUUUCGAGAAUAUACUGAAAUUAUUACAUCUAUUCAUGCCAUUUGUAACUGAGGAACUGUGGCAGGCACUUCCCAAUCGGAGAGAAGCUCUUAUAAUAUCUUCCUGGCCACAAACUUCUCUUCCCAGGAGUACUGAUUUGGUAAAAAUAUUUGAAAAUUUUCAAGCUCUGACUCGAGCAAUCCAAAAUGCUAGAGCUGAGUAUUCUGUUGAGCCAGCAAAGCUCAUAACUGCUUCUAUUGUUGGUAGUGAAGAAGUCAUUCAGUAUAUAUCUGAAGAGAAGGAGGUUUUGGCUCUCUUAUCCAAGCUAGAUUUAGACAAUAUUCAUUUCAAUGAUGAAGUAGUGUUAGGUUUUUCUUCUUUGUUAGCUAAUAUUAAUUUUAAUCUGCUGAUUUUAGCUGCCUGUUAUUUGAUUAGAUUGUUGGUUAUGCUGGCUUGAGUUGUGAAUCUGGUGAACAAAGAUGGCAAAGAAGAAGAAUCCCCUAGUUUAUAUGGAUGUGUCAAUAGAUGGUGAUCCUGCUGAAAUAAUGGUUUUUGAGGUAUGGUUUUAGCUACGGAAGCAAGUCAACAAAAUUUUACAUUUUUGUAUUGUCCUUUGCCCAUGUACUCUUGUUUUGAAUUACUAUGCAUUGGGUUUAUAUAUGUGUAUAUUGGAGAUUAUGCUUUUGCUUAUAUUUAUCAGUUUUCUUUGAUUCUUCA